AUGGCUGUCAUAAUUUCUAUUUAUUGUUUUUGUCACAAUUCUGAUCAUUUUACCUUUAUCAAGGACUUCCUAAAUGUUCGAUUUUAUCGAUAGUGUACGUGAUGAAGUUGUAGUUGAUUUUAUAGAUAUUCUCGAAUUUAUGUCGCUUGAAAGUCUAAGUCUAUAUGAUAGACUCACAGAAAAUUUAGUACUUAUCCUAAGGACGCAGUUCGGGAAACCCAGAUGCAAGGAUAAAUUCCUGGUAUGAAUUAAAUUAGUUUCUAUUUCACGUAAAUUUGUGGUAACUGGUAAACAUAAAUUGAUAGAAAUAAAGACAUGGAACCUGAAAACGCAGAUACUGAAACUCCACUAACAAAUGCCGGUGAAGGCUUUGAAACUAAAGGUAGAGAGAAUGCGGAACUUGGUGGAGAAGGAUUAGUUAAAUCAGAAGUAGAAAAUGUGGAGGGGGAACAAUUUGAAGGAGAACAUACUGAGGAAGAGCAGUUAAAAGGUGAACACAUCGAGGGAGAACAUACUGAAGGAGAAGAAAGGCCAGAAGUAAUUGGCGAAGGUGAAGAACUUGCUGGGGAAGAAUUAGAAGGUGAGCAAGUUGAAGCUGAAGAAAAAAAAGAUGAACAAAAACUUGAAGAGCAACUUGAAGAGGAGGAAUAUGUAGAGCCUCCUCCUCCGGAUCCAGCUGCACCAUUUGAUUUCAGUGAUUCCUCAGAAGCUAUUAAACCUAAAUUUGAACUAAGACCAGAACAAACGGCAGAAGUUGAACAGCUCUGGGAAGUAUUUCAAAACUACACCCCAGCUUACACUGAUAUUCAUGAAUACAUAACUGAAAAAGAAUUAGUUUACAUGCUGAAAGCAUUACUUCUAAUGACAUAUACACCAGAGCAGUUACAAGAACUCAUAGCAUUUUGUGUUAGGCCACCGCAUCCUCAAGGCCAUAUAAAUUAUGAUCAGUUUUUAAAAAUGGUGACAUUGCGACAAAGGGACUUUCCGAUUGAGGAAGAACUACGUGCAGCGUUAAAGGUGCUAGAUCCGGAUAAUGCCGGUACAAUAGACAGGGAAUAUUUUAAGGAAAUAUUAGCAAAACAAGGUCACAAGAUGCCACCAAAGAACUUAGAAAAUCUAGUUAAAGAAGUUGAUAUAAGUAAUGACGGUACUAUAGGGAUAGAGGAUGUUAUUGGUACAAUGUGCAUCGAUUUGAAUAAAGAAGAUUUAAUGAUGCUUAGGGCGGCGAUUUUCCCAGAGGAACAACCAGUUGAAGAUACUGAAGUCUAAA
Messenger RNA from Pararge aegeria (speckled wood butterfly), 1270 nucleotides. RefSeq lists its product as uncharacterized. The record is from RefSeq and is a predicted model, not a curated record. Bases 316 to 1269 code for a protein of 317 amino acids. Gene Ontology annotation, molecular function: calcium ion binding. The transcript has a single exon. Lineage: Eukaryota; Metazoa; Arthropoda; Insecta; Lepidoptera; Nymphalidae. Gene Ontology annotation, cellular component: cytoplasm.